This is a messenger RNA of Pistacia vera, 1052 nucleotides long. Its product is annotated as NAC domain-containing protein 2-like. Lineage: Eukaryota; Viridiplantae; Streptophyta; Magnoliopsida; Sapindales; Anacardiaceae. Gene Ontology annotation, molecular function: DNA binding. Gene Ontology annotation, biological process: regulation of DNA-templated transcription. The record is from RefSeq and is a predicted model, not a curated record. The transcript has 3 exons. The coding region runs from base 97 to 930 and encodes 277 amino acids.
CUUGCAAACAUUUCAAACACUUUCAUUUCUUUUAUCCCCUCCAUAGCUACUCCUUGUAGUGAUCCAUAUUUGUCUAUUGGUUUGUUUAAUUUGAAAAUGGAAGUGAAAGCCAACUCUGAUCUUCCACCUGGGUUUAGAUUCCACCCAACUGAUGAGGAACUUAUCAUGUAUUACCUUUGUAACCAAGCCAAGUCAAGGCCAUGCCCUGUCUCAAUAAUCCCAGAAGUCGAUAUUUAUAAGUUUGAUCCCUGGGAAUUGCCUGAGAAAGCUGAAUUUGGAGAAAAAGAAUGGUACUUCUUUACUCCCCGUGACAGAAAGUAUCCUAAUGGGGUGCGCCCCAACAGGGCAACUGUUUCCGGUUAUUGGAAAGCCACCGGAACUGACAAGGCAAUCUAUAGUGGGUCUAAAUAUGUUGGGGUCAAAAAAGCUCUUGUUUUCUACAAGGGUAGACCACCUAAAGGAGUUAAGACAGAUUGGAUUAUGCAUGAGUAUCGCUUAAGUGAUUCCCGAAAACAACCCAACAAGCAAAAUGGAUCCAUGAGAUUGGAUGAUUGGGUCCUUUGUAGGAUCUAUAAGAAAAGGCAUUCAGCAAAAACUUUGGAUCAAAAAGUUGAAGAAUCAUGUUUGCAAAGGGUCAAAUUAGGAUCCAAUACUGAUGCUAUUGAACAACAACAAAUGAUGAAAUUUCCAAGGACAUGUUCACUUACACAUCUAAGGGAAUUGGAGUACUUUGGUCCAAUUUCACAACUUCUCAGUGAUAACACCUACAAUUUAAGCUAUGAUUUCCAAAACGCCUCGGAACAUGUUGAGAAACUGCAUCUAGGUGAAAUCCCUUACGAGUACACAGAUUCUGGGAAGUUCCAAGUGAACCCAGGUGGCAAUUUGAACCAGACAGUAUUUGUGAAUCCAAUGGCGUAUGAAUUCAAGUAAUAAGUGUGUUUUAAGGACAAAUAGAUUUGUUAAGACAUCUAACAAUUGUAAAAAUUGUUUGUGAAAUACAUCACUUUACAAAAUUAUAUCAGUAAUUUGAUUCAGAAACAACAUUUACUUUU